Diorhabda sublineata is the source of this 1425-nucleotide messenger RNA. Its product is annotated as mitochondrial nicotinamide adenine dinucleotide transporter SLC25A51. The transcript has 3 exons. The coding region runs from base 138 to 977 and encodes 279 amino acids. NCBI's taxonomy places the organism in Eukaryota, Metazoa, Arthropoda, Insecta, Coleoptera, Chrysomelidae. The record is from RefSeq and is a predicted model, not a curated record.
ACUUAUAAUCACGGUCGUUAAAAUUUACAUUUUGUCUAUGAUUCUAUAGUGUUAAAGUCUCUGUCAUUAGUGUCAUGCAUUUACAUAAAGUUUGGUUAACAAAUCAAUGCUGGAAAUCAGAGUUGUGAGUGCGAAUUAUGAGCGAGGGUGUCCUCUCUGAUUACAUAAUUGAUUGGAGAGAGUUUUUUUGCGGCUGGGGAGCCGCAAUCAUAAAUGUUACCCUUACUUAUCCUAUCAAUAAGUUGAUUUUUAGACAGAUACUUCAUGGGACACAAAUUAUACCAGCAUUUCUUCAGCUUAAAAAUGAAGGUUUUUAUUAUUUGUACCGAGGAAUACUGCCCCCAAUGUGUCAAAAAACAUUGUCCAUGUCACUGAUGUUUGGUAUAUAUGAGGAAGUCAGGAGACCGUUGGUACAACUUGGUUUUAAUCCUUACACUGCAAAAACGAUAGGGGCACUAACUUCAGGCACAACAGAGGCUAUUUUAAUGCCUUUUGAGAGAGUACAAACUAUUUUAGCAGAUUCAAAACAUCAUAUAGAAUAUAAAAACACAAUACAUGUAUUCAAAGAACUUAAAAAAUAUGGAAUUAGGGAAUAUUAUCGCGGUUUGGUACCAAUUUUGUUAAGGAAUGGACCUUCCAAUGUAGGUUUUUUUAUAAUUAGAGAGGAAUUUCAAAGUAGGUUUCCAAAAUAUGAAAAUCACUUAUUGAGGACUUCUUGUGAAUUUAUAUGUGGAGCUAUGAUUGGGGUAGUGCUUUCGACUGUGUUCUAUCCAUUGAAUGUUCUUAAAAUUCAUAUGCAAACUAAAGUAGGUGGAAAAUUUGAUAAUCCUUUUAAAGUAUUAGUUGAAAUUUACAAAGAAAGAGGAGGAAAAAUUAGGUACCUUUAUUAUGGUGUUCAAAUGAAUUAUACAAGAGCCUUUAUUAGUUGGGGAAUCAUGAAUACUGCAUACGAACAUAUAAAAAAUUUUGUUUAUUAAGCGUAGGUUCUAUAUUAAUACUGCUGUGAUAAAAGUAGCGCAGUGUCUGCUAAUUUCAUUUAAUUUAAAUACUUUUUUAAAUCAAUAGAUAUCCAAUAUAUUACUUUUUACUGUGUCUUGAAAAUCGGAAUUAUUAUUUUAUUUAUAUCGCUGUGUGUUUGUCUCACUUUAGUUUUAAUUGAAAUUAGUAUAGAUAGUAUCAUCGAAAUAAUUUGAUUUGUACUGAAACACAUGAAGUAUGUUUUAUCUUAAUCUUAUUGUAUUUUUAUAGAGAUAAGUCUUAAAAAGUACAUACAAUUAUUGUAUUGACAUUCUAAAAUCUUUAUUUUUCAUUUAUUAGAAAAUCCUAAACCCAUAAGUGUAACAUCAAGUGGUACCAUAAAAAAACAAAUUAUGGAUUCCUGUUUGUUAAAUUAUUUGUUUUUAAUAAAGUAAUUAUAUUAAAAAA